Molecule: messenger RNA, 2008 nt
Organism: Anopheles aquasalis
Lineage: Eukaryota; Metazoa; Arthropoda; Insecta; Diptera; Culicidae
Gene: eEF1gamma
Product: elongation factor 1-gamma
Biological process (GO): translational elongation
Cellular component (GO): cytoplasm; nucleus
Molecular function (GO): translation elongation factor activity
Source: RefSeq, a predicted model, not a curated record
CAGCGGCGACUUCCUUUUUAUUUCCGCUCCGGGUCGACACGUACCUGUGUACCAGCACGUCUUGUGGAAAAUCGCAAAAGCGCUGUUGUUCCGUGUAUCAUUCGUGUGCAGAACUGCUUAAAAUGGCUGGGACGCUCUACACAUACCCCGAGAACUUCCGCGCGUUCAAGGCGCUGAUCGCCGCCCAGUACUCCGGGAAGGCGGUCGAGGUCGCGCCGGGUUACGUGCACGGCGAGACGAACCGCAGCGAGACGUUCCUGAAGAAGUUUCCGCUCGGCAAGGUGCCGGCGUUCGAGACCAAGGAUGGUCGCUGCUUCGCCGAGAGCAACGCGAUCGCAUGGUACCUCAGCAACGAGCAACUGCGCGGCGGUGCGAACGAGGUCCAGCAGACAGAGGUGCUGGCAUACCUUCAUUUCGCCGACAGCGAGCUGCUGCCGGCCGUGCAGUCCUGGGUCUACCCCGUGCUCGGCAUCAUGCCAUUCAACAAGAACAACGUUGAGCACGCAAAGGAGGACCUGCGCCGUACGCUGACCGUGCUGAACGAGCGGCUCACGCGCCAAACGUUCCUUGUUGGCGAGCGAGUGACGCUCAGCGAUAUCGUCACCUUCGCGACACUGCUGCCGGCGUACGAGCAUGUGCUGGAUCCGUCGUUCCGCGCCCCAUACACCGCGGUGAACCGCUGGUUCACCACCAUCCUCAACCAGCCGCAGGUAAAGAACGUGAUCGCCUCCCUGGCACUGUGCGCAAAGCCGGCCGUGGUCGAUCCGAAGAAGUACGCCGAGUUCCAGGCGCGUGUCGCUGGUGGUGCAGGCGGUGACAAACCGGAGAAGGCGGACAAAAAGAAGGAGAAGAAGGAAAAGAAGCCUGCCCCAGCGGCGGCGGCGGCAGCUGCACCAGAGGAGCAACCGGACGCUGCCGACGAGCUGAUUGCGGCCGAGCCGAAGCAGAACGAUCCUUUCGAGACGCUGCCGAAGGGUACGUUUAACUUUGACGACUUCAAGCGCUUCUACUCGAACGAGGAGGAGGCAAAAUCGAUCCCGUACUUCUGGACCAAGUUCGAUCCCGCCCACUACUCGAUCUGGUUCGGCGAGUACAAAUACCCGGAGGAGCUGACUAAGGUGUUCAUGAGCUGCAACCUCAUCACCGGCAUGUUCCAGCGGCUGGACAAGAUGCGCAAGCAGAGCUUCGCCUCCGUCUGCCUAUUCGGCGAGGACAACAACAGCACCAUCUCGGGCGUUUGGGUAUGGCGUGGACAGGAUCUCGCCUUCAAGCUGUCGCCGGACUGGCAGGUCGAUUACGAGGUGUACGACUGGAAGAAGCUGGAUCCGGCCGACGAGUCCACCAAGAAGCUGGUCGAGCAGUACUUCUCCUGGAGCGGCACCGACAAGCAGGGUCGCAAGUUCAACCAGGGCAAGAUCUUCAAAUAAGCCAGAUCUCGCCGUUCUGUGGCGUGGCUGCUUUCUUGUCCGUCUGCGGCGUCCUCCCUCCCAUUGCCCAUUUUGUGUCCACCAUUCUUCCAUCCCUUUAACAUAUAAAUGCAGACCCUUUCCCUUAACGCGCCUUCUACUGCUACUACGACGAGUGGUGCGGGAUGCCACCCUCUCCCCAUCUCGUCCCUCUUUCACGUCGCUCUCCAGUGCUCUCGUGUGCUUACUUUUAAGCUAUUUAAGCUGACAAAAUCGCCAUUGUGUACUCAACGGGUGCCACUGCGAAUCGCGAUCCACAUACCUUACCCGCUGGCCUGGUGCUGGUUGUUUCCAACAAGUUCAUCCCGUCGGCGCACAACAACCACCCAUCUAAAGAUCAUAUGACCAGGAGGAACUAUAACAGUGUACCGAAGCGAGCACAGCUGAUAGGUCGUCGCACUCGCAUGGAAAAGAGAACGAGAGAAAGUGUGUGUAUGUGUGAAAGAGAGGGAGAGAGCUGCUUUUCUUUUGCGAUCAACGGUCGUCUGCGAUCAAUUUGUUAUAUGAGAAAUAAACUGAACGAAUUUUUCGUGUAAUGUCAA